GACCAGCCUCGCUGACUCCUGCCCGCAGGCCGCGAGCGCGACGACCAGGCGGUGGCGUGGGCGCCAGACCGGGCGAGGGCGAGAUAGACUUACAUGUGUGGGAAACCAGACCAGAAACACUUCUGAGUCAAGAGCUUGGAUUCUGAAGUGUGGAAAGCACUGAGACGUGAAGAUGAGUGAACUUGACCAGCUGCGGCAGGAGGCCGAGCAACUGAAGAACCAAAUUAGAGAUGCCCGCAAAGCAUGUGCCGAUGCGACUCUUUCUCAGAUCACAAACAAUAUUGAUCCAGUGGGAAGAAUCCAAAUGCGAACCAGGAGAACACUGAGGGGGCAUCUGGCAAAGAUUUAUGCCAUGCACUGGGGCACAGACUCAAGGCUCCUUGUCAGUGCCUCUCAGGAUGGAAAACUCAUCAUCUGGGACAGUUAUACCACAAACAAGGUUCAUGCCAUCCCUCUGCGCUCCUCUUGGGUCAUGACCUGCGCAUAUGCUCCUUCUGGGAAUUAUGUGGCCUGUGGUGGCCUGGAUAACAUCUGCUCCAUUUACAAUCUGAAAACUCGUGAAGGGAAUGUGCGUGUGAGUCGUGAGCUGGCAGGACACACAGGUUAUCUGUCCUGUUGCCGGUUCCUGGAUGACAAUCAGAUAGUUACCAGUUCUGGAGACACCACAUGUGGAAAUGUGGAGCAGUUCUUUCCCAAUGGCAAUGCCUUUGCCACUGGCUCAGACGAUGCUACANGCAGGCUGUUUGACCUCCGUGCAGACCAGGAGCUCAUGACCUACUCCCAUGACAACAUUAUCUGUGGUAUCACAUCUGUUUCCUUCUCCAAGAGUGGCCGCCUCCUCCUUGCUGGGUAUGAUGACUUCAACUGUAAUGUCUGGGAUGCACUCAAAGCUGACAGAGCAGGUGUCUUAGCUGGACAUGACAACCGAGUCAGCUGCUUGGGGGUGACUGAUGAUGGUAUGGCUGUGGCAACAGGGUCCUGGGACAGCUUCCUCAAGAUCUGGAACUAAGGCCAGGAGCAGGUGGAUGGAUGCCAUGGCGACUGGAAGACCAUUCCAACCUUGAAUCGUUACAGCGAUAGCAUAUCCUAUCCAACCAUACUAACGUGGACACCACACCUCCCCUCAGAACUUCAAAAGGGCAAGAUCUUUUUUCCUUCACUUAUCGCUGAACCAANAGCACAACUCCCAUUAAGAGAAGGGUCUCUGUGCUGCAGACUAAAACAAAUUGUGCGUUCUUUCCGGGGCCAUUGCUUUUGGUUUAGUUUGUUUUGUUUUUUGUUUUUUUAAUUUUGGUUUCGUUUUGUUUUGUCUUGGUCCAAUUUUAAAAGGAAAUACUACAAUAAAAAUGUUAACCAGAAGGUAACCCUGAGUGUGAUUGUGAGACACGCCUUUUUACUAGUUCAUUUGCAUUUAAAUCAGUGAUCCUGUUCUGUGGCAUUCAUGAAAAACAAGUUGAAGACUUUGUUUAUCUGGAAUUGUUUCUAAAUAUAAGUCAUUUGUAGGGAGACUUUGGAAGCAUUCUUUCUUAAACAUAUUCCUUUAUGUUCAGUAGUUCAGAGAACCAGGGCCCAUGGUGGUCUCUGACUUGUCACUGAUAUAUUUUUGUCCCUGGCUUGCUUUUUUUUUUUUUUUUUUUUUUUUUUUUGUCUCAUGUCACAGAUGACUGUUUCGCACAAACACAGCAUAGUGGAAGAAAAAAUUCAGAAGCAAAGUAGCCAAGCACAUGUUAGGAUGGCCACGAAUGCUUGGUCAGAACCCUUCCCCUUUGCGCAGCAGUGAACUUAUUCCCAGCACCCUCCCUCCUGACUUGUCCUCCUCACUGUCCAGUUUCUGUUCUUUCCUUGGGUUUCUGUGAAGUUGGAGGGAAGUUUGUAGUCAUGUGACACUAGCCGUCCUGCCCCUGCUGUCAGAAAUUUUUUUCUCCAGAGAGGUGCCUGUCCUGUGCUUGGAUAGUCAGUUGGUUAUUUGUGUAUGAAACAAUGUACAAAUCAAUGUUUUGAAAAUAAUGAUCUCAGACUUUCUAAGUUAAAUUUUAAACAAUUUGAUUGUUUGCCAUAUUGGGUGGGUUUACUCUUAGAAUCGCAUGCUGUAGAAAUGCUCUAAAGUGCAUAUAGGACUCAGUCCUUAGAUGUUCUUUUUAUUUUAAGAAAUAACCUCUUCAAGUUGUAACCGUGGCGGCUUUGUCCAUUACCGUUGCUAUUCUGCACACAUAUCGGAAGCAGCAAGCGCUUUACACACUUGAGUAGUGGGAUAAGUCACUGUUUUCUUUACAAAACAAAACAGUCCUGUUGGGAAUGAUUACUGUUGGAUUCUGGAAGGGAGGGGAAAGCUGCUCUGCUGCCUCUUUGCCACUUCCUGGAAGCCUGCCUCCAUGGAAGAACAGCCUUUUGCAUCUGAGGCGACCAUUUUUACACCAUGCAGAUCUUCGUGGUUAUCAUCUCAAAGCCAUGUUCAGCAGCAGCGUUUGGACAGCAGUGUUCUGUGGGCCCUCCCCUCCCCUCCCCCAUAUCCUGCACCCCUCAUAGCAGUAGUGGCUUCGCCAUUCUGUUUUCUGCAGUGUCCUGUACAAAACUGUGCUGUGACUGUGCGGUAGGCCUGGACAUGGCAAAGAGAAUACAGCGAAGCCCCUUCUCUUCCUACCAAACAACUCUGUAGAGCUCUCUGCACCUGUACCCUUUUCACCUUUUGUAUUUAAUUUUAAAGUCAGUGUACUGCAAGGAGGCUGGAUGCAAGAUAGAUACUAUAUUAAACUGUACUGUUAUUUAAGAUGUAAUAAAGCAGUUUGACAUGAGGGA
This is a messenger RNA of Mus pahari (shrew mouse), 2796 nucleotides long. It is a transcript of the gene Gnb1, whose product is annotated as G protein subunit beta 1. Gene Ontology annotation, cellular component: heterotrimeric G-protein complex; cytoplasm. Lineage: Eukaryota; Metazoa; Chordata; Mammalia; Rodentia; Muridae. Gene Ontology annotation, molecular function: signaling receptor complex adaptor activity; protein binding. The record is from RefSeq and is a predicted model, not a curated record. Gene Ontology annotation, biological process: G protein-coupled receptor signaling pathway. The transcript has 12 exons. Bases 173 to 1009 code for a protein of 278 amino acids.